Molecule: messenger RNA, 2055 nt
Organism: Lodderomyces elongisporus
Lineage: Eukaryota; Fungi; Ascomycota; Pichiomycetes; Serinales; Debaryomycetaceae
Gene: NCP1
Product: Ncp1p
Exons: 1
Coding region: 1-2055 (684 amino acids)
Cellular component (GO): cytosol
Molecular function (GO): NADPH-hemoprotein reductase activity; flavin adenine dinucleotide binding; FMN binding
Source: RefSeq, a predicted model, not a curated record
AUGGCAUUAGAUUCAUUAGACUUGUACGUGGUCAUCAUCUUGACCUUAUCCGUGGCUGCUUAUUUUGCCAAAGGGUACUUUUUUGACAAACCAGAAUCCACCGGUUUCCUCAAUGCCGAUGGUGGUGCUGGCGGUGUUGGCGGUAUAAAUUCAAGGAACAUUUUGGAAGUGUUGGCCAAAAACAACAAAAAUGCUUUAUUGUUGUUUGGUUCUCAAACAGGUACUGCUGAAGAUUAUUGUAACAAGAUGUCCAAAGAAUUGAGCUCCCGUUUUGGCUUGCACACCAUGGUUGCUGAUUUUGCUGAUUACGACUGGGAGAAAUUUGAGGAAAUCAAAGAAGAAACAUUGGUUUUCUUCCUUAUGGCCACUUAUGGUGAAGGUGAACCCACUGAUAAUGCUAUUGAAUUUAUGGAAUACUUGGAAAACGAGGCAGAUACAUUGAGUUCAUUGAGAUUUACCGUAUUUGGAUUGGGUAACUCUACUUAUGAAUUUUACAAUGCCAUUGGUAGAAAAUUAAACACAACAUUGGAGGAAAAAGGUGCCGAGAGAUUUGCCGAGUAUGGUGAAGGUGAUGAUGGUUUGGGAACUUUGGAUGAAGAUUUCCUUAGUUGGAAAGAUAAUGUGUUUGACUCUUUGAGAAAUAACUUGAGUUUGGAAGAGAAGGAGUUGAAAUACGAGCCAAGUGUUAAAGUUAUCGAAAGAGACGACUUGACAAAGGACGAUAAUUCCGUUAGUUUGGGAGAACCAAACAAGAAACACAUUGCUGGAGACGUUGACUUGACCAAAGGACCAUUUGACCACACUCACCCAUACAUUGCCCAAAUUACUGCGACUAAAGAAUUGUUCAACACCAAGGAGAGAUCCUGUGUCCAUGUUGAAUUUGACCUUAGUGACUCGAACUUGAAAUAUACAACCGGUGACCAUUUGGCUGUUUGGCCACAGAAUAGUAAUGAGAAUAUUGAGAAAUUUCUCAAGGCAUUUGGCUUGGAGGACAAACGCGAUGAUGUUUAUGCGUUGAAAGCAAUUGAUUCAACUUAUCAAAUUCCCUUCCCAACACCAAUCACUUAUGAAGCCACAAUUAGACACCAUUUGGAAAUUAGUGGUCCUAUCUCGAGACAGUUUUUCCUUUCAGUUGCUGGAUUUGCACCAGAUGAAGAAACAAAGACCAAGUUGACCUCGUUGGCCACCGAUAAGUCCAAGUUUGCCGAAGCGGUUACGCAAAAGAAGUACAACAUUGCUGAUGCCUUGCUUGCUGUUUCUGGUGGUAAACCAUGGAAAAAUGUUCCAUUUGAGUUUUUGAUUGAAAAUGUUCAACAUUUGCAACCACGUUACUAUUCGAUUUCGUCGUCGUCAUUGAGUGAAAAGAGCAAGAUUGAUAUUACUGCUGUUGUGGAAGUUGAGCAAGAGUCUGAUGGCAGAGUUGUUUCUGGUGUGGUUACCAACUUGUUGAAGAAUAUUGAGUUGAAGCAGCACAAGUCUCAGCAACAACCUAUUGUCACUUAUGAUCUCGAUGGGCCAAGAGGCAAGUUUUCCAAUUUUAAGUUACCAGUGCAUGUUAGACGCUCUACAUUUAAGCUCCCAUCGUCAACAAAGACACCUAUUAUUUUGGUUGGUCCGGGAACUGGUGUGGCGCCAUUGCGUGGGUUUGUUAGGGAGCGCGUGCAGCAAGUCAAGAAUGGAAUGAAUGUUGGGCCCUCACUUUUGUUUUAUGGUUGUCGAAAUGAAAACGAAGAUUACUUGUACAAGGAUGAGUGGAAGGAAUAUGCCAAGACCCUUGGUUCCAACUUUGAAAUCAUUACUGCGUUCUCCAGACAAGAUCCAGCAAAGAAGGUUUAUGUGCAACACAAGUUGUUGGAGCAAGCAAAGAGGAUCAAUGAGUUAUUGGUUGAAGGUGCCAUUAUCUACGUGUGUGGUGAUGCGUCGCAUAUGGCUAGAGAUGUGCAAGCUAGUUUUGCCAAGGUGAUUGCGCAAGAGAGAGGAAUUGAUGUUGAAAAGGCUGCAGAGUUGAUUAGAAGUUUGAAGGUGCAGAAUAGGUACCAGGAAGAUGUUUGGUAG